Messenger RNA from Toxoplasma gondii ME49, 5125 nucleotides. RefSeq lists its product as hypothetical. The coding region runs from base 643 to 4368 and encodes 1241 amino acids. NCBI's taxonomy places the organism in Eukaryota, Apicomplexa, Conoidasida, Eucoccidiorida, Sarcocystidae. The transcript is spliced from 7 exons. The record is from RefSeq and is a predicted model, not a curated record.
CCUGGAGAUUCUACUGUCGCUAAAGAGCACCGUCCUCGUUCUCCCGUCUCUCUCCAAGGGAAGUGACGCUUGACGGAGACGAGGAACAGCGGCUGUCCGCGCCGCGGGUCAGAGAGGUCCUUUCUGCUAGACGGCCCACGGGUGCCACGCGCGCGAGCCAGCCGGUAACAUUUCGGUCAAUUCGAGGAGGUUCGCAUUUUUCUGACGGCAUACCCUUGUGACUUCCCCUCCUUCUCAUCUAAAGUCAAACGAUCUGUGCUUUUGCCUCUGUUUUCCUCGGUUUUUCUGCUGGGCAGUGCGCGUGUAGCCCUUCGAGGUGUGCAUUUCGGCCGGAGAGCGUCCCUAGGUAACUGCAGCUUUUCGGAGCCGUUCGUGUGUGGAAGCCUCUGCUACUUACGUGAUCUGCGUAUUUAUCGUUUCGCAGAUGGUUUUAUUUUCGUGUUUACAAAGUCGACUGGGAAAGCGCUAGAGAAUCAGGGGUUUAGCUCACUCUCAUCAAGUCGCUGUACUUCCUGACCCGCGCAUCGUCUAGCGGUGGACCGAGACGGUUUCGUCUAGACCGUCGAGAGGGUGAAACUCGAGACUGCUUGGUUCACUCAAAAUCCCUCCGUUCUUCAGAACACACUAACCGUUUGAAACAACAUGGAAAAUACAGAGAAAGAGGAUGCUCCGCGGGAGGGAACGCCGGCAACUCCUGCGGUCCCAGAGACAGCGCAGAAUGCCAUUGCAAGUGCAUCUGCUACCGCCGGCGAGCCGUCAGCCCGAAGUGAAUCGAAACCUCUGGUCCUCGAAGUUCGUGGCUUUCUCGAAGUUGUCGAUGUCAAGGGCCCUCCAAACUUGAAUAUCCGGUCCGUUUCUGUAGCAGGAGUUCCCCGGAGACAGCUUUCAAAUUCCGCGGCUCGCGAAGCCACAGCGGUCAAGUCUGCAACGCCUCAGCGCGUUGGGAGCAAGGCAGAAGUGAAGAAGGAGGACGGGAAGGAAACGCGACAGCUGAUAUCCAAAGCCAGACCUGCGCCGAAACAGAUCGAGGCAGCCGCGCCAGAUGCCCAGGCUUCAGCACCUGCGGCGAAGCCGAAGCUAUUAGUGAAGAAGGCGGCGCCGACUCCCAAGGCUGCUGACGAGAAACAAGAGAAGAAACAGGAUACGCAGAUCGAAGAGAAGAAGGAAGGAGAGAAGGACGCGAAGAAGGUUGAAGCAGUGAGGAAGGUGCCUCUAGUCAACAAGGCCCCUGCGAAGGCGACGGCAGCGAAGCAGGAAGAAAAGAAGGCGGAAGAGGACGUGAAGGAAGCGGCGAAGCCUGACCCAGUGAAAAAGGUUCUCGUGGUGAAGAAGGCGCCUCCCAAGGCGAUGGCAGCGAAGAAGGAAGAGAAGACGGAGGAAAAGGAAGCGAAGAAGGAAGAAGAGAAGAAGGAAGAAGAGAAGAAGGAAGAAGAGAAGAAGGAAGACGAGAAGAAGGACGAAGCGAAGAAGGGAGAAGUGAAACAGGAAGAAGCGAAGAAGGAAGAAGUGAAACAGGAAGAAGCGAAGAAGGAAGAAGCGAAGAAGGAAGAAGCGAAGAAGGAAGAAGAGAAGAAGGAAGAAGCGAAGAAGGAAGAAGUGAAACAGGGAGAAGAGAAAAAGGAAGAAGAGAAGAAGAAAGACGACAAGGAGUUGAAGAAGGCUGAAUCACUGAAGAAGGUGGUUCUAGUCAAGAAAGCUGCUCCCAAGGUGAUGGUAGCGAAGAAGGAAGAGAAGACGGAGGAAAAGGAAGAGAAGAAGGAAGAGACGAAAAAAGAGACGAAAGAAGAGAAGAAACCCCAGGUGAAGAUGAUUGCGAAGAAGGCAGUCGUUCCCAAGGUGAGGGAAGAAGCGAAGGUCGAAGAGGCGAAGGUGAAUGCAGCAAAGGCAGUGCCUCAGGCGAAAGACAAGCCAGGAAAGAAAGACGACGUGACGGUGGAGAAGACAGAGGAAGCGGUGAAGGCUGCGACAGGCCUGGAGGCAGCAGUUGCGGCAGGGACGAGCAAGGAGGGCGAGGUCGUUACCUCUCCCUCCGACGAGGCUACGAAGCCCGUCGAGCAACAAACGAAGGAGGCAAAAACUCAGGAAAAAGACGCCAAAAAGGCUGCGUCUCUGAUGAAGAUCGUCGCGAAGAAACCGGCAGGCAAACCUGCUCCGAAGCUGCCGGCUGAUGCGGUGCCGGCGAGCAAGAAAGAGGCUCAGAAGGACAGCGCCAAGGCCGACCGCGAAGAAGUGAAGGCCGCAGAGACAAAGAAGGUGGUGAAGAAGGUCGCUGCGAAACCGUCUGGCAAGACAGCCGAGAAGCCUGAGGAACCGAAGGCCGACGGAAAGGCAGAGAAGGAACCCGCUAAGAAGGCGCUAGUCAAGGCGGUGAACGCUGCUGCCGGGAAGAAAAAAGAUGGCGAGGAGGCGGAGAAGAAGCCGGCGGCUGCCGCUGAGAAGGAGGGCCAUGCCUCUUCGUCGGCAGACGAAGGCUCUCAGAGCAGUUUGAAGAAGGUCGCGAAGAAGGCAGCCAAACGGAAGCCGUCUGCGAGUAGAGAAAAGAAGGUUGCAAGUGUCGCGAAACGCGCCGCGAAAGACGAGAAAUCGAAGGGCACUGUUGCCAAGGCCGAGACUGACGAAACGAAAACUGCGAAAAAGGAAAGCACCGAGUCAGCCGCCAAGACGCACAAGGUAGCAAAGAAGACAGAGGCGACAACGAAGAAGGAGGUGGCUAAGAAGACCGAAGCUGCGAAGAAGAAAGGAGAUACAAAAAAGGCAGACGCACCGAAGACGACGGAGGAGGCGAAGAAGACAGCGGAUGCGAAUAAGACAGACGGGGCAAAGAAGGACGAGGACAUGAAAAAGAUGGAGGAGGUGAAGAAGGUCGAAGAGGCAAAACAGAAGAAGGAAGCAAACAAGAUGGAGGAGGUAAAGAAGAUGGAGGAGCUGAGAAAGGUGGAGGAGAUGAAGAAGGCGUCUACAGAUGAAGAGACGAAAACGAAAGAGAAAGCAGGAGAACUCGUCAGCGCGGCUGCUUCUGCUACAUUUGAGGCUUUGCAGCCCAGCCAGAAGGCAACAAUGUCCAAGAAGGAAGCUCCCAUGGCGUCAGAGAAGACUCAACCUUCGUCUGGAAUACCGACCACGGCUUCUGGCGGCGGGCCUGCUAAACAGGCGAAUAAGACCGAGGAUGCGCAGACCGACGUUAGCGAGGAGGUGUGUGGUGUGGAGGAAAUGCCUCCUCGACACGAGCUGUCCGACGAGGAAUUCGUGCGGAGCAUCGAGGCGACGGCUAAACCGGCAUUGUCGUCCAGUUGCGUAAAAGGGGAGCUCGCAACCGGCGACCAGCUGAACAUCACCAGAGGCGAGCCUAUCACAAUCAUGCACGAUUUCACGAGCGGAUCAGCUCCAGAGUUCAUGGUGUUGCCGGAGCAAAUCGACUCGAAAGUCCCGCUGAUGGACCCAGCCAUCGAGCACACGAUCAGCGACGAAAUCGUAAAAAAGAAUGGUCGUAGCUUGAAUUGGUGCCAGUGCUGCGUCUUCGAGCGACCAUCGGACUACACGUACCGGACGAAGCCUCUUCCCUCGAGCAAAAUUCUCGCCCAGCGGCUAGCGACGCCGGAAAUCCAGAAGCGCUUGGAACAACACUCUGCUAUUCUGCAUCACCCGGGGAGCGUGUGGAUUCCGUCGGUUCCGAAAAGCCACAAAUCGUCUCACGCGCGCCCUCGAGAGAGCUCGAAGGCGGCUACGUUUUUGCGUGGGCUCGGUGUUUGUAGCUGUUUCUCGUGUGAACCUGCCCGGUCUAGCGUCGAGACAGAGGCCAUCAUCAGAACGGAAUGGGCAGCGAAGCAGCUGUCGGAAAAGUCUCCCGCAGAAACGGAGAAGAAAUCCGGGGCUGCUGAAGCAGACGCUGGUCAGACGCAAGCCGGCGACUCUUCAGCUGAGCAACAAUGGCAAGGCUACUACGAUGAAAAUGGACAGUGGGUUUCCUACAACCAGGCCGGCUACUACGAUGAGAACGGACAGUGGGUUGCCUACACCCAAGGCGGGUACUACGACGAAAACGGAAACUGGGUAGAAGCUCAGAAUCCCGGCGGCUACUACGACGAAAACGGAAACUGGGUACAAUAUCAGAAUGCUGGCGGUUACUACGAUGAAAAUGGAAAUUGGAUAGAAUCGCAGAAAGUUGGAGGUUAUUACGACGAAGCUGGAAACGGAGUAGACUCUCAGAAUGCUGGCGGUUACUAUGAUGAAAAUGGAAACUGGGUAUACUAUCAUAAUGCUGGCGGUUACUAUGAUGAAAAUGGAAAUUGGGUGUGGGCAAAUGCCACGGAAGCGGGUGCGGACCUGAGUGUCCAGAAUACGGCGGUCAAAGCAAACGAAGGCGCAUAGUAGCAAACGAAGGCGGAUGGUAGCAAACGGGAGUAUACCGAGCAAGGGUGGAACGGUUCGGGAUCCGCGGGUGCCGCCGGAACACACCAGGAUGCCCACACAACUGCCCUGAGCAGAGAGGGAGACAGAACCAGAAACGUUUGCUGGGAACAGAGGAAAACUGUUUCUGUGUAUGCCGGAUGAAGCGGCGGAGUGCAUACUGUCGAGUAGCAGUUAGUCUCAGGGUACGCUAAUGGCCUUCAGUCGUCUGCAGUUUUUUGUAGAUGCCGCUUGAGCUUGGAAUCGAACAUCUCUUGCUGCUGUCUACUUUAUGUUAGUCGCCGUGGUUUUUAGAGGGUCCGAAACGCAUCUCAAUGCGGUUGAUGUCUUUCCUUUAGCCGGGGGGAUAAGUACAGCGUACAGUGGGGAGGGACGUUAUGCAGCGUUGAGAUGAGUAGGCAACGGUCUGAGUGGAACUAUAUGACAAACCGUGUCUUACCACCCGAUGUCCAGUGUCAUGCAACGUCACCUGUAUAUAUCAGUGCUGUGGUAUUUUCCGACGCACGACAUCAGUUGUUCAUUUGCCGUCGGUGGGUUGUGGAAACGUUUUCAUUUUAUAAAGCAUAAAGUGGCUAGUUUUGUGCGCACGGGCAUUUUGCAUGAUGAUUUAUUGCAGCAGCCCGUUGUCCGUUUCCAAAAAUUAUUUCGAAUUAAUGCUCAGUGCGUCAACGUCCUGAAACGCACCAGAGAGAUGUUGAGUAAAACUUUAGAAAAGACG